CUAGUGAAUAAUUUAUUGCCAAAACAGCCAUGUUAGACAUCGAAAUCAGCCUCCUCACUGAUUGCUGUAUCAGUGUGUGCAUCAUUAUGGGAAGAAGGAAAAAAAUCAAAUGUUUCGGUCUGAACCAUCAGGUUUACUCUGAAACUUAACACAGCUGUUUAUCCCACCAUAGAAGGGAAAGAAAUGACCACUAUCUUAGUGUGCUGUUUUAUUGAUGGAAACAGUAUGAAGAACCCUUAGGAGGAGGGCAUGUGUGUGUGUGUGUGUGUGUGAGAAAGAGAGAGAGAGACAGCCUCCAAAAGCGCACACGCACUCAAGGCACACAUCAGAGCUGCACGCUACAGAGAAGCUCCAAAUCCUCACUGGGAUCUUAAUCCAUUUCCACCUACAAACCUGCUGAGUUUUGCUCCACAUUGACUUCUGAAGAGUCACAUCGAUUUGGGAGAUGGAUAGAGACGCAUAGAAAAUUGGCUGGGAGUCGAACACACACCAGGACAUCUCCUGGAAAGCUGAGCCGGUAACAUUGUAUUUAUACUGUGUGUUUUCUGAACCAACUCUAGCCUGAAGUAUAGGCUGCAUUCACGCUGCUUUUAAUUGAGGUCCUCACAUCACAGGUCUCUGUCUUGUGGUCUGGAAUGUAACUGCCCUGUAAAGACCUGUCUCGUUAUUUACGUCUUCAAUUAUGUCUAUGAUGCUUCUUGCUACACUUCUUCCACACACUUGUCACUCUUCUCUUUAGUAAACAUUGCUGAAUGAUAAUCUUGGCUAUGGGGACACGUGUGAACGACUCGGCUGUAUUCGUCAACGCAUCUCUGGCACUUUCGGAGACUCCUGUGUCUUCUCAGGACACGGUUAUAACGUUUCUCCUAGGCACUGUCCUUUCUACCAUGUUUCUAGUGGGUACUGCUGGAAACGUGUACACCCUGGUGGUAAUGAACAUUGCAAUACGAGUAACCGGCACUAUGUACGUCUACAUCAUGAAUUUGGCUUUGGCCGACCUGCUCUACCUGUGCACUAUUCCGUUUGUGGUGUGCACCUACUUCGCUAAAGACUGGUACUUCAGCGAUAUUGGCUGCCGUGUGCUCUUCAGCCUCGACUUCAUCACCAUGCACGCCAGCAUCUUCAUGCUGACCGUGAUGAGCACGGAGCGCUAUGUGGCCGUGCUCAGACCGCUGGACACCUUCACCCGUUCCAGGCACUACAGGCGAGCCGUCACGUGCGCUGUCUGGCUCGUCUCAUUCGCCCUUUCGCUCCCCACCAUGAUCAUGAUCGAGCUGAGGACAAGUAUCCGAGAUGGGAUUGAGAAGCGUAUAUGCCACCCCACCUGGCAGAUGACUGCCUACAAAGCCUACCUGACCGUCCUCUUUAACACGUGCAUCUUGGCUCCAGGAUGCGUCAUUGGGUACCUCUAUCUCAAGUUAGCCAGAACUUACUGGACGUCCCAAACCACCGUGUUCUCCUCCUCCAAAGCAGCGAGCGGGACUAAAUGUCCCAAACAGAAAGUACUAUACAUGAUCUUUGGUAUAGUUCUUACGUAUUGGGCAUGCUUUGUACCUUUCUGGUUAUGGCAGCUGCUCAGUGUUUAUUACUUUGAACAUGGGAAGCUCUCUCAUAAAACGAUGGUGUGCGUGAACUUCAUCGUGACGUGUCUGGCUUACAGCAACAGCUGCAUCAACCCUUUUCUGUACACGCUGCUCACCAGAAACUACCAGGAGUAUCUGAGAGACAGGCAGAAGAGUGGCAUUGGGUUUAAAAAGAGAUUCCAUUAUUCGUCUCAAAGGUCUGUCUCAUCUGGGAGUCACCAGUUUACACUUUGA
Molecule: messenger RNA, 1817 nt
Organism: Ictalurus furcatus (blue catfish)
Lineage: Eukaryota; Metazoa; Chordata; Actinopteri; Siluriformes; Ictaluridae
Gene: uts2r5
Product: urotensin-2 receptor 5
Exons: 1
Coding region: 753-1817 (354 amino acids)
Biological process (GO): neuropeptide signaling pathway; regulation of blood pressure; blood vessel diameter maintenance
Cellular component (GO): membrane
Molecular function (GO): urotensin II receptor activity
Source: RefSeq, a predicted model, not a curated record